This is a messenger RNA of Cephus cinctus (wheat stem sawfly), 9967 nucleotides long. RefSeq lists its product as uncharacterized. Gene Ontology annotation, cellular component: membrane. The record is from RefSeq and is a predicted model, not a curated record. The coding region runs from base 566 to 5470 and encodes 1634 amino acids. NCBI's taxonomy places the organism in Eukaryota, Metazoa, Arthropoda, Insecta, Hymenoptera, Cephidae. The transcript has 23 exons.
GUACAGAACACUCUCGCGCAACCUGACAGUAUAUCGUAGUACUUUAGUAACUGAAUAGUGUUCGCCGCGAAGAAGGAAGUGUGCUUCACGUAGCGGUAGAAGCCGCGUAGAGCUGUACGGUGUAAGGUUAUGUUGUUUGGUUUUGGUGCAUCGUCGUGACUCGGGUGAUUUCAGGACAUCUUGAAAAUUCCGGAUACCGUUUAGAAGGGUAACUUGUGGAAGCACCGUCUGACAAAAAAAGGCCUAAUAGUCGUGAAGAAAAUGGAAGAACGUCGCAGCGAAUGGCCGUCGAAUCGCGUUAACGGUGCGAAUCUGGGCCCAUCAAGAAUCCCAAAACUUAUUUAGAAAAAGCAACAGGCGCGGUAGGAGCUAUAAACGGAAGUCACAGGAUAAAAGGAUCAGUUGUCGACGAUGUGGAUCGACCACGGAUUCCCACGUUGAGAAACACUCGCCGGUCCUGACCGGCUUUGCGGACGCCGAGGAGACGCUCUCCUCUCCGUUCCCUCGUUGUCAUCCUCGACGAGGUAUUGGACGUCCUUACGAUUCGGAUACGGCAGUCGUAGAAAUGUCGCCCGUCGGCGCCAGUAUUGCUAAGUCGAUGAAGAUGAGCUUCUCGCUGUCCUCGCUGCAGCCCUCUAGCAACAGUCUAGAGGGUCCUGAGCAUGCUAGGCUGCGUGCUGAUCGUCCUUACAAUAGUCUGACGAAGAAAAGGAAGGAUCCGGAGCAGGAACAGUGGCGUCGUUCCUGGGGAAGUAGAGAAGAUAAUAAAGAUGAUUUCUGGGCGGCUAUACAGUCUAAUUACAAUUACAUCAUGGACACCAAUCUUAUUGACAGUUGCAAAGAGGCAAACGGAGAACUUGCUUGGGACGAGACUGACGUAUCUACCUUAUCUUGGGGAUUGAAGGAACUCAGUGGACAAUUUUCGGAAUUGUAUUCCUGGCUCGGUGCUAUUCAGGAACUGGUUUACUCGAAAGAGGAGAAUUUAUUGGACAAAAGUCUUCGAGCGGCUCACAUGGAGGAGCUGCGACGUAAGGCUUACAGAAGAAGACUGUUUAACGAGCAAGCAGGAAAGUUGGUCUCACGUGCUCCAACUCUUCGAGACGAAGUGGCAUGGCGUGUCGAUCACUUGAACACUAAAUGGGAGCUCGUUGAACAGAUAAUGACACCUGGAGUCCAGCCAGUCUCUAAUCAACAGGAUGUUUCUGCAGAUUUUGAUCAUGAAGUAAAGUGCCUGAGGAAGUGGCUUCGCGAAAUGGAAUCGCGUCUUCAGCCAUUAAGCUUUCAUGUGGAUUGGAGCAGAGCUGAGCUUGAGGAAAAGGCAAUGGAGCAUAUGGUACUGCAAAGAGAUAUCGAGGCUCACGGUAGGAUAGUGAGCUCGGUGGUGAAGCUGAGCGAGAAAGUGGCUUUGGCUGUGCAACAGCAGCAAGAAGAUCAACAGCAGCAAAUACAGCAGCAGCAGCAGCAACAACAACAGCAACAUGCACUAAGAGUAGCCAGUUCGUUAGAACGUCGCUGGCACCUCUUGUUUCUACGUGCAUUAGAGUGGCAAUGUCACAUAGAAACGCUUGCAUCUCGUCUGUCCAGCAAGACUCUGGUAACGUGUCGCUGCAGUAGCGACAGCGACGAAGAACCCGUAACGAAGCAACCACGAUUGAGUCGCAGACAAUCUCGUGAAUCAGGAAGCUCCUCUAGCCAAUCCGGUAAAUCCGCUCAAUCCAGUCGGUCGUCCUUACGCUCAGGACGCUCGGGACGCUCACGGCGCUCCAGGACGCAGAAACUGCAGACUAACAGAAGCGAUCACUCUGACAGCGACGUCUCCUCCGAGAAUCGAUUCAACGACGAUGGCUCGUAUUUCGAGGACGAAAUCUAUGUUCUCUGUGUAAUGGACACUAACGAUCCUGAGGUGUCGAAUAACACUGAAUGCGAGGGUGUUCCUGGCUCGACCGUAGUUUUGGGUGAUCAGGGCGAGGAGGGUGACGUGGAGGAAAGCGGUGCAAGCGAGGAAGAACGUGACGACAUGCCGCCGACGCCGGGCGUUGCGACGCCCAUUGACGAAGUUGAUUCACCGCGUGAGCCGUCGUGCCGCGAUAACAAAAAGGAUGUGAUUAAGCGACGUCGUCCUCUGGAGGAGUCAGCAUCGUUCAGCACGUCAGAUCGCAAAUCUAAGAAUUGUGCGACCUUCUACUUCAAGCAUCAUGAUACUGAUUCCGAGGCUGACAGUCGUCCUGGCAACGAAUCACCGAACAUGGUGGAAUCUUCCGAGGAAGAAUGGACAUACACGGCCUCAUCGCCGAAGGACUCUGUUCUCUCCAUCGAUGAACGUAGAACCAACGUGGUGGUUCGUCUAGAUUUCGGCGAAGGCGCCACCGUAGAAAGGAGUCACGUGGUACGCACCUGCGACGAGAUCAACGGCAAUGGUCCCGUAGUGAAUGGCAAUGAAUCUAAAUUAAAAAUUGCUAGUGCGAAUGGCAAAGGUCUCGGGAAUCCUCAGGAAUCCAUUCAAUGCGUUAAGAAGAGUAAGAAUGAUGAUGAUGAGAAUGAGGAAACUGACGAGGAGGAUGAUGACGACGAGAAUAAGAACAAGGAAAUACGAGGCGAUGAGACCAGCAUCCAACGGUUGAUACUGGAGGUUGAGAAACUUGUGAGGGAGAGUACCGAAAGUAAUCCAUCUAAGCGUUUGCCGCCCCUCAUCUUCGAGGACUUGGGAAUAGUUAAUAACAAUAGAGCAAAAUAUGCCAGGAUCAAGGAAUGGCUGAAGCUGAACUCUAUCAGGAACCGCGAAGGAGAUUAUACUUCCCAGUAUUGGCUACAACCUCUGGACAGUUGCGAUGCAAGUGGCGAGUAUACAACAGGCGAAUCGGAUGCGGAAAAACAAUCUGUGUCAUCGGAUGACCUGCAGAGCAGCGUCGCGACCUUCCGGCGUCUGGACGGUAGUUUCGGCUGUGUCUCGCAGUCGAUAUCUCAGGAGGUUAUCGAUGACCCGGAUCGUACACCGGUGAACGAUGGCCAUUAUCCUGGGAUAGAAUCGAGUACGCCGAAGGUUGUGAUGAGAUCAAAGCGGAAGUCGAAUGGCCCCAGGCCCUGGAGUGUAUCCUGUAUAUCGCAGAUUGGAAACAGCUCAACUCUCGAUGAGGCGAAUGAUCCAAUUUCUCAGUUUUCCAUAUCAGAAACUGCUCUACAUCAGUUAGUGGCUAUUCCACCUACAAAAUCCGUAUCUCUCGAUGCUACCGGUUCCUGUAUUCCGUUUAACAAUUCAUCCUCGACUCUUUUGGAAGAAACUGCCAUCAGUCAGGAUGGUACAGUCGUUAGGAACAGUUCCCUGCGCCGUAAGAAGGGCAAGCUACGUAAGAAGACAGUGGGACGUAAAAGCGAAUCAGGUUCCGACGGUGUAAAUGCCAAUCAUCAUUCAGCUGGGAGUGACGGUUGUUCUAAAGAGCAACGAUCACCGCGUCGUAACACAUCGAAUCGUCCCAUCAGGACCAUCUCCAGAGACUGCCAAGGUCGCUUGACCACGCUGGUGAAGUCAGGAUCUUUCUCGGGAUGCACUGCUAGACAGCAGUUAUCCAUUGAAAGGAAUAUUGUGAGUGAUCCUACUGCUCCGUUCAAAGUACAACCAUGCUGCCAAUGGGAUCCGUCAACAUCAGAGACAGAGGACGAGGAACGUUCUCGUGGAUGCGUCGGUUACGAGGACAACCUCCUGGACACCGUUCUGAAUAGCAAGGAUCUUAAUAGUCAAUUCAAUAUGGAUAGCGACAUUGAGAAAAAUAGUCUUGGCAACAAUUCCUUUUCCGAGCAAGCUUGGGAUAAUUAUCAGGAAAAGUAUAUGAGUGAGCCUUACAGCGAAGCACCUGACGUCGACGCAGCGCGUAGACUCCUGGACUUUGGCGAUGACUAUAGAAAUUUCCUCGACAGCCAGUCAGAUUGUGCAUCCAGUAUGAGCGCAGUGCGCGAAAAUUCUCCACGGAUGUCCAGAAAGAGGAUGCAUCAUGGUGUCGGAGUCGAUUCAACAGAGGAUAGCGACAGCGAUAUGGAGGAUCUGCGAAAACUCAUGGAGAAGUCACAGUCGCAAUUGGAAAUGUCGGAGAAUCUCUCAUUGAGGGUCAAUGGGAUUCUCACGUCGGGCGAUUGCACGGAACUGCAGUGCACUUGCAAGGAAAAUAUACGCUGCCUGCAGGCUGUUUUAGAAGCUGUUGGCGGUGCUUUGCGCGGGGAGAAAAAUGCCAAGCAGAUUCGCGGCUUGAUAGAGCGUUGGGAAUUUCUAUCGAAUCGAGCGGAGGAGACAUGUAGAGCGAGCGUCCUGCAACGGGAUAUGGCCGGUAUGCGUCUUGAAUUUCGUCAAAUUCAAGAGAGGCUUCUUUCUUAUGAGAUCGUUCUCGAUCAGCAACAUGUCCUGGAUGAGCGUAUCAAUCAAGUCACGAAUGAACUUGCUCGUAUAAGUGAAGGCAAGAACGCACUAUUGGCCCUCAAUGUGUCGACGCAUCGUCUAAUUACCGAUGCUGGAACUUCGGCGUUACCAGGAUUCCAAGUUCUCAAGGACGAGGUGGCUGAUCUUUAUCGUCUCUGGGACGAGACCUCGCAGAAGGCUAAUCAACAGUUGAGUGCACUCCAAGCGGUACAGCAGUUUGCUGCUAGACUUAACGAACUUCAGAGCGCCCUUAGAAGGGAUAAAGAUACCCUGGCUGUGCUCGACGCUGCACUUCAGGCUGGUGCGACGUCCGAAGUUGCGUCAUCGAUGCGAGACGUCGCUCGACUUCUUUCUGAAAAGCAAGAUAUCUGCUGUCAAAACGGCAAUACCGUGACCUCCGUUAAGGAUAAGGAAAAGGAUAAGGAUUCUGAGAACUGUCAGGACGGCAGUAGUAGCAUGGUGAUUGGUUCCUCCUUAGCACAGGAGGGGGGCGGCUCGCUGUCUGACAGUGGAAUUUCUGACAGUGGCAGCGAGCAGGAAUUGAGCGAGAGGGAGCGACGCCUCGCGACGUUGCGUCGGCUGGCUCGGACCUUGGAGACUCAGCUUGCACCAGGAAGCGCAGCCCUCGCGGAACUUGCCAAGAGGAUCGAAGGUGCUGAGUGCGAAUUGCGCGGUUUGCAGAAACAGUGUCGCGAAUUGAUUGUUCGCACAGCUGCUAGUGUUGAGGCUCGUGGGGUUGGCAGAGCGAGAAGUCAAGCUACUGCGAUGGUCAGUAAACGCAAGAAGACUACAAGCGCUGACAUGGAGGUGGACACUCUUCUGGAUUCACUGUCCAACAGCAGUGCCAGCACUACGACCGAUGGCGGUGACCCUGAUAACGAACCGGGAAGGCCCAGCGGCUGGAUCUGGCGUGUCCUCAGGGCCGCGCUACCCUUUCAACUGGCGUUGGUAGCACUGUUCUGCGCAGCCUGUUUACUGGAACCACAUUGCUGCGAGGCUGCCAACACACUUAAUUUAUCGCUCACGCCGCAGUUGCGUUACGUGCGGGGCCCACCGCCAGUUUAAAGGCCUUACGUUACCUUUUAAGUGGGUUCGCAUCUACUGGUAUCGGAUGGUUCAUGCUGCAGAAGUGCAACCGUUUAGUACGGUCAGUGCGUCUGGUUGGGAUUAUGGACGAUCCACUUGUAGUAGAGCAUGACCAGAGAAUAAGGGCGAAUUUUCAAGAGACCAUUUUUUAAGAAGGUAUGUGACUGUGCUCGAGAAAGGAUCAUCUUUUUUUUUGUACUUCUUUGUAUUUCUUUUCUUUUUGUUCGUUUUCAGUUGAGUAUCUAUUCUUGCUUACAACUCGUUAAACUUCUUUUUUGUACUCCGUGGAAUAGAGUGCACUGUCAAACGAUCUAAUGCGAUCGAUUAUUUAUCCCUAUCGGUAGCUAAUAUUCUUAAGUAUUAACUUACUGUUUUUGUUUUUCAAUUGGUCAGUUCUAUUCUUUUUCUUUUUUUUCCUCUUCCUUCCCCGUCUUUUUGUCUAGGAACUUUUUCUCUAUGGAAAAGUUCAUUAUAUAUAUGUAUAUAUGUUUGGAAAAGUAUAUAGACAUAUAUGCUAUAUUUGUUGCUGGGGGAUACUUUGGGAACAAUUUCAUUUACGAAGUCGCCAUUUUGAGGACAAGUCGCUGUUUUGGGGACCCUCCUCAAAGAAUUUUUAGCGUAAUGACUGUUUUGAAGACCAUAAAGCGGACUGUCUCACCAAAUUUGUUUAUAUUUUAUCAAUAUUAGGCAUCCAGUAUUUGUGACGGGGUUAGAAAUGUUUCGUUAUGUUAUAUCAGGUCAGAACUUCAAUGCUGUGAUGUCUCAAGGUAGUAGUUUUUUUUUUAACAUUUACUUGCUACCGUGAACGCCCUUUAAUUUUUCAUGUUCCCAAAGUAUCUCUUUGGCAAACUUAUAUAUAUAUAUAUUAACAUAUAUCGUAUACAAACCUUUAUCACUGUAACCGAACACCAAGCAUAAAAUGAAUGCGCGAUCGAUAUAUCUUAAUCCGUCGAUCAAAAUAAGCGCAAUACAUGUAGAGAGUAUUUUUCCAUAAAUUUUUAUAAGAAACGAAAAAAAAUUGAAUAGCCAGAGAGGCAUUUUCAUAUUUUAAUCUUUCAUUUAUGUCCUAUUUAUUUACUACGAGUGCUGCAUGCGCCUAUGUCUACACGUAGUUAUACAUAGCUUAGAAGGGGAUGACGAAUCAAUUAUUAUCUAUUUUAUUCAACAAUUUUUUUAUUUAUACCAAAAUCUAUUGAUCCGAAAUCGAUUCAUAAAUAUUCGUGCGUCGUUGUGCCACAUCCCCUUCAAUACGAUACGUUAUAUAAUAUUUAUAUAUCGUUCUUAUCAAUCAAAUAUUGCGUGUGUUAUACCAGUUCGUAUGCAACGAUAUGGUCGAGCGGUAGUAAAAAAUGAAUUACUCGUUUUUCGAAUUUUUAAUUGUUUUUCUAAUUCUAUUAAUUCCUAAAGUUUCAUCAAUUUUCCUCAAGUUCAUUUUUCACUAUCUCUCGUUACCUUUUUUGUUUUUACUGGCUUUGUUUUUACUCUUGCGAGCUUUGUCCAUAUAGAUAUAAUAUAGAUCAAGAGAAAAACGGAGUUGUAGAUAGAUAAUUGAAAGCGAGGAGAAAUCGAAGAGCUUAAUUAACCCGAUGACCUGUACGAAUGAUCCAAUCAGAGUCAAUCUAGUAACAUUCGUAUAGAUGUAGGUAUCUAUGGCGUGUGCUACAUAUUUCUCUUUCGAUAUACAUAUACGAUUGUCAAGCAUUUCUGUGAUUAUCGACUUUUAUCAAAAGACGAAAAUGCGUGUUUAUGGAUUUCCUAUUUUUCUCUCUUUAUUUCAUGUUGCUAAGAUAUCCAUUUUACCUUUUUGACCUGCGUUGAAGAUAAUCAAAUGAAGCAAAACAAUACUUGUCCGUACAGUAAGAUCAAACAAAUUUUCGUUUUAUUCUGCAUCUAACAUUUCGUUUUUCACUGCACAUGAAAUCUUGUCAAUCGGCUCUAUUAUAUCAAUUCAUUGACUUAAAAUAAAAACAAAAAAUGUACUUGACAUAUUUAUAAAAAAGAAAGGGAAAAAAUGCACGACGCUUACCGUGUAAGUGGUGACGUGCAUGCUAUGUGUUCCCAUGUAAAUAGUACUAUGGCCCGUAUUCAGAGUCAAUUCUUCGUUUUAAGCACGAUCUUAAGACAUCCUCUACCAUGUGUUAUUAUAAAUAUAUCUACGAUCUUAAGACUUCGCUUCGUCUCAAGGACUGACUAUGAAUACGGACCUAUAUAUCAUAUAUAUAUAUAAUGAUAUAUUAUAUAUGCGACCGGAGUUGGCGAUUUUGUUAUUUAAAGAAAUGACCUUAGAACGGAAAAACUCGGAGUAAAACUUUCUAAGAUUCCAGUUUUGAGAAGAUAUAAAUCGAAAAAGAUUAUCGAAAUAAUCUUGAACUGUGACGUACAUAAUCCCAUGCCACCAUGUAGCCAUGGAGAAUUUUUGGUGGAUGGAAAACAAAGUUGGUGCCUUUUUGCGAUUGAGAGACGAAUCAAAAUGCGACUUGGAGACUUUAUAUUUCAAAGGAAUUGAACAUCACUUGGUGUUUUUCUCUUGUCUUCGAUUUUUCGAGAUUUACCCUCAUGUGGGAGUCGCUCAGAAUGAUAUAAAACGUAGCCUCGAAUCGAGUACUUAUUGUUUACAAAUGUCCACUGAGCGCACUCGUAUUUUAUCGAGAAUUUUGCAAACCCUCAACCACGAAUCGUAUAUAUUAUACUUAAAAAGUGAAAGAAAAAGAAAUUGAGAAUAAAAAUGUAACGGUGUGUUGGUGAUUGACGUAAAAAAAAAUUGCUACGCACGAUAAGAAAGUCCCAUAGCAGGUGUUCAUAAUAAUGUGGUUCGAUAACGUUAAUCGCUCUGCAUGGGACUCUGCGAAAUGUCCCGUUUGUAUAUUUUUCUUUUUAUUAAAGAAAAAACGAACAGGGAGUGAAAAAAUGACGAUCGAAAGUCAAUUACACAAUAAGAGAGACAAUUCUUAUUACGAUUAGUCUUACAAUUUAUUAUUAUAAGCGAUAGCGUUAUCAUGUAAUAUGCAACUAAGGGCGGGUUCGUCAUUGGUGUCGUUUCUACGUGUUAAAAUAAUUUGUAUAAUAGAAAAUUAAAUGAUAGCAAAAAUUUAUAUUUUUAACUUGAUUUCGUUUUCAGAUAUUUGAAUUUACCGCCAAAACCGUAUAUGUUCCUUUGAUUGGUUGGCCCGAAACGAUACCACUGACGAAACCAGGGCCGUAGAAACUGCCUUAUUUACCUAUGAUAAUGUGUAUAAAGUACCUGAGCGUAAGAGAACAUUACCUACAGACCCCUAUUUAAGUAACGAGAAUUCUAUUUUAACGUAAAAGUUUAUUAUUUCAUAUGUGUCCUCUACAGCAAUAAGAGAUGUUUUUCAUUUUUAUUGCUUUCUAGGAUUAAUAUAGGUGCGCCCAAUAAUUGACGAUGCGCGACUGUAAUGUGUCGCGCAUUACAUUAUUAAUUAUGCAUUUACAAAAGUGACAAAAAAAAUUAAACAAUACGAUCGUUCGCUAAAUUGUUUUUGACAAAAAUUUCCGUAUCUUCAUGAGCGUCGGUAAAAUUUGAUGGAAUCUUUGUUCGCGAUUAAAAAAAAAUAAUAAAUUUAGUUUUCGAUAACUUAUCGAUAGCGACCGAUUUUUCAAAAUUGUAUUACACGGUUUUAAAAAAAGCUGCUUAACCCAUUUCUAAUAGACUUUCCGGCGGAUACGGAAUUUUUGUCUUAUUAAAAAAAAAAAAAAUGCGAUGAUCCUUAUCGGUAUAUUUUUAUUCCUCGAUUAUCGUAUAGUAGACAAUAAGAUAACGUGCAUGUGUUUUCUUCAUUAUUUUUCUCUUCGUAAAAUUAGUAUCCUUCGUAUUUUCCUCAUUUUAUUAAUAUCCAAUGCGAAGAAAGAAAAUAAAAAUUAUAAAGUAAAAAAAAAAUUAAGUGAGCUCCGAUCACACUCACUGAUGGCAACUUGCUCAAGCAUCUGCUUCUUUAAGAAUAUGUUCACCACAACUGAUUUUGCGCCCGAGAUUGUGCAUUAAUCGUUCGUUAUUAUUCUUAUACUUAUUUUCAUUAUUAUUGCUAUUAUUAUUACGUUUAUUAUUUUUAUCAUCUGCGUUUCGAUUGACAAAUCUCGAUCGCUUCCAUCGAUCUCGUAUCAAUCAAAAUAGAGUGCAGCGACUUUCGCAAAUGUGUGAAAAUAAGUUUCGUCAUUGUCAUUUUCGAAGACAUACUAAAAAUGAAAAUAUAUAAUGAGGAAGAAGAUAAGGGAAAAUAUACAUAAAACUAAUCGAAACGCGCAGCCAUUGGCAGAUUAUCGCAUAUUAAAGUCAUAACUACACUAUUGAAAUUAAUCGCAUAAUCAUUUCGCCACACCGUCAUUAAUUUUACAAUAGUAUCUUGUUCUUGCGCGAAAGAACGAGAAAACAAUAACGUACCUCUGUCUACAAUUUAUGGAUAAUCGCGGUGUAUUUGAAGAUUUUUUAAGCAAUAAAAUAUCUUUUGGACAAUGUAA